GCUGAUCCUGGGAUCAACGUAUCUUACUGCAUAUUCAUAAGCUGUUGCCACUGUCCCUGUACCAGCAAUGGCAACUUCUAGCAGCAGCAGCAGCGAGGAGGAGCGUAGUCUUCGGGAAUGUGAACUUUAUGUCCAAAAACACAACAUCCAGCAACUUCUGAAGGAUUGCAUUGUACAGUUAUGCACAGUGAGACCUGAAAGACCCAUGGGAUUCCUCAGAGAAUACUUUGAAAGAUUGGAGAAGGAGGAAACAAAACAGUUGUUGAAUCAACAGAAGUCUGGUUCUCGCUCAGACUCACGGGAGGAUGAAAUCUCUCCUCCUCCUCCUAUGAACCCUGUGGUUAAGGGUCGAAGAAGGCGUGGGGCCAUCAGUGCAGAAGUCUAUACAGAAGAGGAUGCUGCAUCUUAUGUUAGAAAGGUUAUUCCAAAAGAUUAUAAGACUAUGGCUGCUUUGGCAAAAGCUAUUGAGAAGAAUGUGCUGUUUGCCCAUCUUGAUGAUAAUGAACGAAGUGACAUCUUUGAUGCAAUGUUCCCUGUCACUUACAUUGCAGGAGAGACUGUCAUUCAGCAAGGUGAUGAAGGUGAUAACUUCUAUGUUGUUGAUCAAGGAGAAAUGGAUGUUUAUGUGAACAGCGAGUGGGCAACCAGCGUUGGCGAGGGUGGAAGCUUUGGAGAGCUUGCCCUUAUAUACGGAACUCCACGUGCUGCAACUGUCAAAGCGAAGACGAAUGUGAAGUUGUGGGGCAUUGAUAGAGAUAGCUAUAGAAGGAUCCUGAUGGGGAGUACUUUGAGAAAGAGAAAGAUGUAUGAGGAAUUCCUUAGUAAAGUAUCUAUAUUGGUUGAGAAGGCGGAGUUACCGAAUGCCUUCAUUGCUUCAGUCUUUACUGCUAAGGCAGGCCCUCAGGAAUUCCAGAACCUUGGAGAUAAGAGGGGAAGCCUGGAGAAAGGAAUACUUUCCCUUGGUCGAGGAGGAUCGG
Cariama cristata (Red-legged seriema) is the source of this 977-nucleotide messenger RNA. RefSeq names its product cAMP-dependent protein kinase type I-alpha regulatory subunit-like. The annotation marks the transcript as partial. The record is from RefSeq and is a predicted model, not a curated record. The transcript is spliced from 9 exons. Lineage: Eukaryota; Metazoa; Chordata; Aves; Cariamiformes; Cariamidae.